Messenger RNA from Empidonax traillii (willow flycatcher), 3969 nucleotides. It is a transcript of the gene FGD3, whose product is annotated as FYVE, RhoGEF and PH domain containing 3. The coding region runs from base 271 to 2820 and encodes 849 amino acids. Gene Ontology annotation, cellular component: cytoplasm. The record is from RefSeq and is a predicted model, not a curated record. Lineage: Eukaryota; Metazoa; Chordata; Aves; Passeriformes; Tyrannidae. Gene Ontology annotation, biological process: cytoskeleton organization; filopodium assembly. The transcript has 21 exons. Gene Ontology annotation, molecular function: guanyl-nucleotide exchange factor activity.
AGGGGGUGUGGGGGGGGAGAGACACCGAAAAGCCUGAAUUUCGCUGGGCACUUUUGAUUUGGGAGGCCCUGCAGGAGGACAGAACGGGCAACCUUCAAGUGACCUGGUGUCCCUCCGCUGCUUAGUUGCCCUUGUUCUCCUUUCCAAAUCAAAUGCCACAUUGACUCCAGCCCGGUGUUGGAAGCAUGUGGGGACCUGCAGCACGUCAGCCCGGCACAAUGUCUCCAUCAGGCUGGAAGGAAGCCCAAAACCAAAACUCCACUGGCCAAAAUGCACCCUCUGCAGAAACCCCAAGUACCUCCUAAGCCUGUUCACCUCAAACCUGGGCAGGAAAGAAUUCCUCCUGCGCCGUCUCGGCCUUUGCCAGCUGAUCCCAAGUCGUCAAGGAGCUUAGCACCUGGAGAAGAAGAAAUACCCAUAUCAGCAGGAGUCAACACGCUCAUUGAGAAAUUUGAAAGCAUUAGGCAACCUGUACAUAUUCUUCAAAGAAACCAGCUAAAUUUAGCUCUCAAGAUGGAACCUGGGCUGGACUCAUCCAAGCAGGCGGGCUCCUGUGACUGUGACACUGUGGCUUCCAGCGGCUCUUCCAGCACUGACAAAGCUGAAGCGGAUGAGGCCGAGCCCGCCGUACCGUGCACGGACCUGACCAGCGCAGACAUCAUGAAAAUUAAAGAGCUGAGCAUAGGUGAGAACAGAAGCCACGAAGACUGCACUGCUGUGGAUGGGAGCAAAGAGCCCUCUGGAGAGCUCGGCAGUAAAGACUCGACUGCGGAACUGAACGGGAACAGUAAAAUUCCCAACAGGGACAGUGGCAUUGACAGCCCUUCUUGUAGCGUGGCGGGAGAGACGUUCCCCAGCGAAGAAGGGGCAGAGCAGAAGAAACCCAGCGUGGCCGGGAACCCAGGGGAGAUGGAACCCGACAAAAAGGGCACCAAACCUUCCUCUGCAGAGCAGAAGAGAGACUCCACACAGGACGAGGACAGUGACAUUGAUGAAGGGAGCAGCGAGGAGCAGGAGACAGCAGAAGUGCCAAAGUUAGAGUAUUUGGAUGUUAACAAGUGUACAGAGCCCCAAAAGCUGUUCAACAUCGCCAAUGAGCUGCUCCACACGGAAGAAGCUUAUGUUAAAAGGCUCCACCUCUUGGACCAGGUUUUUUGCACUAAGUUGUCUGAAGCAGGGAUUUCAUCUGAAGUGAUAACAGGCAUCUUCUCAAACAUUUCUUCCAUCUAUUGUUUCCAUGGACAGUUUCUUCUCCCUGAGCUCAAAACAAGAAUUACACAAGAAUGGAGUGUCAACCCACGGCUGGGAGAUAUCCUGCAGAAACUUGCUCCCUUUCUGAAGAUGUAUGGAGAAUAUGUGAAGAACUUUGACAGGGCAAUGGACAUAGUGAACACAUGUAUGCAGAGGUCCUCUCCCUUCAAAGAUGUUGUUCAGAACAUACAGAAACAGGAGGUGUGUGGAAACCUGACUUUACAGCAUCACAUGCUUGAACCAGUGCAAAGGAUUCCUCGUUAUGAGCUUCUCCUGAAGGACUAUUUAAAGAAACUUCCAGAAGAAUCUCCAGACAGGAAAGAUGCUGAAAAGUCGCUGGAGCUGAUCUCGACGGCAGCGAACCAUUCCAACGCAGCCAUCCGGAAGAUGGAAAAGAUGCACAAGCUCUUGGAAGUCUAUGAGCGCCUGGGGGGUGAAGAGGAUAUUGUUAACCCAGCCAAUGAGCUCAUUAAAGAAGGACACAUUCAGAAACUUUCAGCAAAGAAUGGCACAGCACAGGAUAGGUACUUAUUCCUGUUCAACAGCAUGGUGUUGUACUGCGUGCCGAAACUGAGGCUGAUUGGCCAGAAGUUCAGUGUCCGAGAGAAGAUGGACAUCGCAGGACUGCAGGUCCAAGAAAUUGCCAAGCAGAACGUGGCUCAUACGUUUUCCAUAACAGGAAAAAAGAGAUCACUGGAACUGCAAGCCAGGACAGAAGAGGAGAAGAGGGAGUGGAUUCAGGUCAUUCAAGCCACAAUUGAAAAGCACAAACAGAACAGUGAGACCUUCAGAGCUUUCAACAGCUCUUUUUCACAAGAGGAGGAGCAUCUUCCUGAUUCCUCAAUAGCCAGCACCAGCUCGGUGGAAUCAAUGCCAGGAGCAGAUGGUGGUGGUGCAUUUGGAGGGGACCAAAUUCUGAUUAACAGUUCUUCCAUAGUGGCUGCCACAAAAGCAAAAAUAAGACUUUCAAAGAAUAAAAGAUUUUCAGGAAAUGCCUCAGGGUCAGCUGAGUUUGCUGAAAAAGCCUCAACAAGAACAGACAACAACAAUGUGAUCUGUGCGAAAUGCUCCGAGUUCAAGCCACUUGCAGAUAACAGCCGUCACAACCGAGUGUGUAAGGAGUGUUUCCUGCAGCUGCCGGUGAGCCCCUGCAGCCCUGGGGUGGAAGCAGUUGGAGAACAGAAGAAAAGACUGGCUGCAGAGAAGCAAAGCAUCCUUGCAGCUGAAAACAGCCUCUUCAGCAGCUACCUCCAGUUCCUUGAAAAGGGGAAGACUUGGUACAAAAUGUGGGUGACCAUUCCCAAGACUGAACCUCUUGUUUUAUAUCUGCAUGGAAGCAGCCAGGACGGGCGGAGCCCGCGUCCCAUCCCCCUGCCCGGCUACGAGGUCAGCUUGCCAGGUUCUGGUGAGAAGUUUGAAGUGAAGCACGUCUUUAAGCUUUGCCAGUCCCACCAGACUCUCUAUUUCAGCGCAGAGGAUGAGGAGCUGCAGAUGAAAUGGAUGGAAAUUCUCACCAAAGCCGCCAAAGGGGAGACUGAGGAUACAGCUGAAGGGCUCAGCAACCCGUAGAGCAAGUUCCGUUUAGUUUCUUUCCCACAUGCUAUAAACGGUCACUUGAAUUUGGUAUUCAUGGCACUUUGGAAUCUGUAUGGCUUUAUAUUUUCAUGUGUCUGCAUAGGAAAUUCAGUGGUUUCUCGCCUUUUAUUGUACAUUUUUCACGUCCAGUAGUUACCUGCCAUAUAUUAUGUUAAAGGAAAAAAGUAGCUGUAGUUGUUGGUGGUGUCGAUGCUGGUUUUAAAACAAAAGACAAGGGGCAAAGCAUUAAUUUUAACGAAGGUAAAAUGGAAAAACCAUCGGUCUUUUGUUUUCCUAAAUGUAUAUUUUCCAGUCCUUUUUAUUGCUGUUGAGUGCAGGAUGUGUAUAGUCUGUGAUUAGUUCUAUAAAUGCUGCCUUUUAAGUUAAAUGUUGUAAAGGCUUGUGCUGGCCACUGACAUUCCAUUCUCUGCCUCUCCCUCCUGGUAAAAAGGUCCUUGUGAAGUGUGAGCAAUGUCCUGAGUAUUUUCCCUUUGCUACAACUAUGUCUCUGCUAUUUUGAGAUGACCUGUUCACAAGAACAAAUACUAUAGAGGGGACUUCUUAAAGUGCCUGCAGAUGGUGCAGAAUAGAACAUUAAGAAGCCUCAAUGGUUUUAAGCAUUUCUGUUAUCGAUUGUUUUCGUUUGGAACCAAUACCUUCCUUUCUUCUAUCGGAACCCAUUUUGAUGUAAGUGAACAAACAUUUUAUACUGCCAACUGGGUUGUGAUCAAUAAACAAGAACAUUUUUAGUACACACCGCACAAAAAGGUGACUUUUUUGUUGUAUUGGUUAAUUUAAGUGGGCUAGGUUUUAUUUAUAUAAUUUGUAAAUAAUGUUACAUAAGUACUUUAAGAAUUUUUAAAAGACCUCAGCUGAUUAACAGGAUUUAGUGCAUAGUAUGAGAUAUUUGUAUGAAUUGAAUUUGUAAUUUAAUUUUCCUGUUCACCUGUGUUUGUCUUAUUUUCAAACUUUAAUGCUUAUCUAUUUAAAUAAAAAUUCCUGCAGUUAACUCCUGAGCCAGAUUUCCAAGGCACAGCAAGGUUUAGGUCAACAUUUAAUAUAGGUUUUAAAAAAAAAAUAAUAAUAAAAAAAAAUCUAAAACAAACAAAGAAACAAAAAAAAAGGCAUGUCUGUUCCUAGUGG